AUGGACUUAGUAGAAGAGACCGCCACACCACUUAAGGAGUUCGCCAAGAACUCUAUCCGUCUGUUCAAGAAGUGCACCAAGCCGGACCAGCAAGAGUUCCAAAAGAUUGCUCUUGCUACUUUGGUUGGAUUCCUCAUCAUGGGUUUCAUUGGAUUCUUCGUCAAGCUGAUUCACAUCCCAAUCAACAACAUUCUCGUCGGUGGUGUCUAA
Acytostelium subglobosum LB1 is the source of this 210-nucleotide messenger RNA. RefSeq lists its product as hypothetical. Bases 1 to 210 code for a protein of 69 amino acids. The record is from RefSeq and is a predicted model, not a curated record. Gene Ontology annotation, molecular function: transmembrane protein transporter activity. NCBI's taxonomy places the organism in Eukaryota, Evosea, Eumycetozoa, Acytosteliales, Acytosteliaceae. Gene Ontology annotation, biological process: post-translational protein targeting to membrane, translocation; protein targeting. Gene Ontology annotation, cellular component: membrane; Ssh1 translocon complex. The transcript has 2 exons.